GGCCCGCCGUUUCCGGGGUGCGUGUGGGGCUGCCGGCGAGGCGCCCGCGGCGCGGCCCGGCCUGGCUUGGCCCGGCCCGGCUUGGCCCGGCCCGGCCCGCUCCCCGCUCGCCGCCCCUCGCCGUUUCUCGAGCCGGGGUCCCACCAAAGGAAGGAGAAGCCGAACAAACUUUCAAGGGUUUCGCCUCGGCGGCAGUCCGGGCCGCGCAUGGUGGUGAUAACUCGUGCGGGAGCCACGAGUGUUUUCGGGUCUGCGGGAUGCUGCCUGCGGUUCUCGGCACAGGAAAGAAAGCUCCACGAGCAGGCUGCGUUGUGAUCGCUUCAAGAUGACACUGAAGUCUUCAGCUUUUAUUUUGUCUUCGUUUCUCUCCACCUUCCACUUUUUGUAGAGUUGAUUGUGAAAGGUGCCAUGUUUCAGAACGGAGUAAGACAACUGAGAAAGAAGAGCUGAAGAAAGUAGCACAGAAACAUAUACAGGCUAAUUGGGGGAAAAAAAAUUAACCUGUCUCUGAGGUGACUAAAGGGGAAUAAUGGUGAUUUUGCGCCGGGCUCGGCCGCCUGCUUCCGCCCCAACCAGCAAUGAAUCUUGACUCGCUCUCGCUGGCCUUGUCUCAAAUCAGCUACCUGGUGGACAAUUUAACCAAGAAAAACUACCGAGCCAGCCAGCAGGAAAUACAACAUAUUGUGAAUCGGCACGGUCCCGAGGCAGACAGGCAUUUACUACGCUGUCUAUUCUCGCACGUGGAUUUCAGUGGCGAUGGUAAAAGCAGUGGCAAAGAUUUUCAUCAGACUCAAUUUCUGAUCCAGGAGUGUGCGUCGCUGAUUACAAAACCAAACUUUAUCUCGACGCUGUCCUACGCCAUUGACAAUCCGUUGCACUAUCAGAAGAGUCUAAAGCCUUCACCCCACUUAUUUGCCCAAUUGAGUAAAGUCAUCAAAUUAAGUAAAGUUCAAGAGGUGAUUUUUGGUCUUGCUUUACUGAACUCUUUCAGCUCAGAUCUACGAGGUUUUGCUGCCCAGUUUAUCAAACAGAAACUCCCGGAUCUUUUGCGCUCUUACAUUGACGCGGACGUCAGUGGAAAUCAAGAAGGUGGCUUCCAAGAUAUUGCAAUAGAGGUCCUGCACCUUCUCCUCUCCCAUCUCCUUUUUGGGCAGAAGGGAGCCUUUGGGGUAGGACAGGAACAGAUUGACGCUUUUCUCAAAACAUUACGUAGAGAUUUUCCCCAGGAGCGUUGCCCUGUGGUGCUUGCACCACUUCUAUACCCUGAAAAACGGGACAUUCUAAUGGACAGGAUCCUGCCUGAUUCUGGAGGGAUAGCCAAAACCAUGAUGGAGAGUUCUCUGGCAGACUUCAUGCAAGAAGUUGGCUAUGGCUUUUGUACAAGUGUUGAAGAAUGUCGCAACAUAAUCAUGCAGUUUGGUGUUCGGGAGGUCACAGCUGCCCAGGUUGCCAGGGUUUUGGGGAUGAUGGCUCGGACUCAUUCGGGGUUGACGGACGGUAUUCCAUUACAAUCUAUUUCGGCUCCUGGCAGUGGGAUUUGGAGUGAUGGGAAAGAUAAAAGUGAUGGAGCACAAGCCCACACCUGGAAUGUGGAGGUCUUAAUUGAUGUUCUUAAAGAGCUGAAUCCUAGUUUGGACUUCAAAGUGGUAACCUAUGAAUUGGACCAUCCAGGAUUUCAGAUUCGUGACAGCAAGGGCUUGCAGAUUGUGGUGUUUGGGAUCCAGAGAGGGCUAGGCAUGGAAGUCUUCCCAGUUAACGCCAUAUAUAGACCUUGGAAACACGCAGAGGGCCAGCUCUCCUUCAUUCAGCAUUCCCUCAUAAACCCUGACAUCUUCUGUUUUGCUGACUACCCUUGUCAUACUGUUGCCACAGACAUCCUGAAAGCACCACCAGAGGAUGACAAUCGAGAAAUUGCAACAUGGAAGAGCCUGGAUUUGAUUGAAUCUCUGUUACGAUUGGCAGAAGUGGGACAGUAUGAGCAGGUUAAGCAGCUCUUCAGUUUUCCUAUCAAGCACUGCCCAGAUAUGUUGGUAUUGGCCUUAUUGCAGAUCAACACUUCCUGGCAUACCUUGCGCCAUGAACUCAUCUCCACGCUCAUGCCAAUUUUCCUUGGCAACCAUCCCAACUCUGCCAUCAUUUUGCACUAUGCAUGGCAUGGACAGGGUCAGUCUCCUUCGAUUCGCCAGCUUAUCAUGCAUGCAAUGGCAGAAUGGUACAUGAGAGGGGAGCAGUAUGACCAGGCAAAAUUGUCACGUAUUCUUGAUGUGGCGCAAGACUUGAAGGCCUUGUCAAUGCUGCUAAAUGGUACUCCAUUUGCCUUUGUUAUUGACCUUGCUGCACUUGCCUCUCGACGGGAAUACCUCAAACUUGACAAAUGGCUCACAGAUAAAAUUCGGGAGCAUGGGGAGCCCUUCAUCCAGGCCUGCAUGACUUUCUUAAAGAGAAGAUGUCCAUCGAUCCUGGGUGGCCUGGCUCCAGAAAAAGAUCAGCCCAAAAGUGCUCAACUUCCUCCAGAAACCUUGGCAACUAUGUUGGCUUGUCUCCAAGCUUGUGCUGGGAGUGUGUCUCAGGAGCUGUCGGAGACGAUCCUCACCAUGGUAGCUAACUGCAGUAAUGUCAUGAACAAGGCUAGACAGCCACCACCUGGAGUCAUGCCAAAAGGCCGUCCACCUAGUGCUAGCAGCUUGGAUGCCAUCUCUCCUGUGCAGAUCGACUCGCUUGCAGGAAUGGCAUCUCUUAGUUUAGGUGGCUCAGCUGCUCCUCAUACCCAGAGCAUGCAAGGCUUCCCUCCAAACUUGGGCUCUGCAUUCAGUACUCCUCAGUCACCAGCAAAAGCGUUUCCCCCUCUUUCCACCCAGAACCAGACAACAGGUUUCAGUGGCAUUGGAGGACUCUCUUCACAGCUUCCAGUAGGUGGUCUUACUACGGGUAGCCUGACUGGUAUAGGAACUGGGGCCCUUGGCCUCCCUGCAGUGAACAAUGACCCAUUCGUGCAAAGGAAACUGAGCACAUCUGGACUGAACCAACCUACAUUCCAGCAGAGUAAGAUGAAACCUUCUGACUUAUCUCAGGUGUGGCCAGAGGCUAAUCAGCACUUUAGCAAAGAAAUAGAUGAUGAGGCAAACAGCUACUUUCAACGUAUUUAUAACCAUCCACCACAUCCGACCAUGUCUGUAGAUGAGGUGUUAGAGAUGCUACAGAGAUUUAAGGACUCCAACAUUAAACGGGAACGUGAAGUGUUUAACUGUAUGCUGAGGAACUUGUUUGAAGAAUACCGUUUUUUUCCUCAAUACCCAGAUAAAGAGCUGCACAUAACAGCCUGCCUCUUUGGUGGGAUAAUAGAGAAAGGACUGGUUACUUAUAUGGCAUUGGGCCUGGCCCUGCGCUAUGUUCUUGAAGCCUUACGAAAGCCUUUUGCAUCCAAAAUGUACUAUUUUGGUAUUGCUGCACUAGAUAGAUUUAAAAAUAGAUUGAAGGACUAUCCCCAGUAUUGUCAGCACUUGGCUUCUAUUAGUCACUUUAUACAGUUCCCUCAUCACUUACAGGAGUACAUAGAAUAUGGACAGCAGUCCAGAGAUCCUCCUGUGAAGAUGCAGGGUUCAAUCACCACCCCUGGAAGUAUUGCACUUGCCCAGGCUCAGGCCCAGGCCCAAGUUCCAGCAAAAGCUCCUCUUGCUGGCCAAGUCAGCACUAUAGUAACCACCUCAACCACCACCACUGUUGCAAAAACCAUUACAAUCACUCGUCCAACUGGAGUCAGCUUCAAGAAAGAUGUGCCGCCUUCCAUUAAUACAACUAACAUUGAUACGCUGUUAGUAGCAACAGAUCAAACUGAGAGAAUUGUGGAACCUCCAGAGAAUGUUCAGGAAAAAAUUGCUUUCAUCUUCAAUAAUCUGUCUCAGUCAAAUAUGACACAAAAGGUUGAGGAGCUGAAGGAAACAGUGAAAGAAGAGUUCAUGCCUUGGGUAUCGCAGUAUCUUGUCAUGAAAAGAGUCAGUAUUGAGCCAAACUUUCACAGCUUAUAUUCUAACUUCCUUGACACUCUUAAGAAUCCAGAGUUUAAUAAGAUGGUUCUGAACGAAACCUACAGAAAUAUCAAGGUGCUACUGACAUCAGAUAAAGCUGCAGCCAACUUCUCAGACCGUUCCUUGUUAAAGAACCUUGGUCAUUGGCUGGGAAUGAUUACGUUGGCUAAAAACAAGCCCAUCUUGCACACGGAUUUGGAUGUGAAAUCACUGCUUCUGGAAGCAUAUGUUAAGGGACAGCAGGAACUGCUUUAUGUAGUGCCAUUUGUUGCCAAAGUCUUAGAAUCCAGUGUCAGGAGUGUGGUGUUCAGGCCUCCAAACCCGUGGACAAUGGCCAUUAUGAAUGUUUUAGCUGAGCUGCAUCAAGAACAUGAUCUAAAAUUGAAUCUGAAGUUUGAGAUUGAGGUGCUCUGCAAGAACCUUGCACUGGACAUCAAUGAGCUGAAACCUGGAAGUCUCCUGAAAGAUAAAGAUCGGUUGAAAAAUCUGGAUGAGCAGCUAUCUGCUCCAAAGAAGGAUGUGAAGCAGCCAGAAGAGCUACCACCCAUCACAACAGCUACUGCUUCUACAACUCCAGCUACCAGCACCACUUGUACAGCUACGGUUCCUCCGCAGCCUCAGUACAGUUACCAUGACAUCAAUGUCUACUCUUUAGGAGGGUUGGCUCCACAUAUUACCCUAAAUCCAACGAUUCCACUGUUUCAGGCCCACCCUCAGUUGAAGCAGUGUGUGCGGCAGGCUAUAGAGCGAGCAGUGCAAGAGCUGGUCCAUCCAGUGGUAGAUCGGUCCAUUAAGAUUGCCAUGACUACUUGUGAACAGAUAGUCAGGAAGGACUUUGCACUGGAUUCGGAAGAGUCACGAAUGCGUGUAGCAGCACAUCAUAUGAUGCGGAACCUGACUGCUGGGAUGGCCAUGAUUACCUGUAGGGAACCUUUGCUGAUGAGCAUAGCUACCAACUUGAAGAAUAGUUUUGCUACUGCACUGAGGGCAGCCUCCCCACAACAGAGGGACAUGAUGGAGCAAGCAGCUGCCCAGUUAGCGCAGGAUAAUUGUGAGCUCGCAUGCUGCUUUAUUCAGAAGACAGCUGUGGAAAAGGCGGGCCCUGAAAUGGAUAAGAGGCUAGCAACUGAAUUUGAGCUCAGAAAACAUGCUAGGCAAGAGGGUCGUCGGUACUGUGAUCCUGUUGUGUUAACUUACCAAGCAGAACGGAUGCCAGAACAGAUCAGGUUAAAGGUUGGAGGUGUGGAUCCAAAACAGCUGGCUGUUUACGAAGAGUUUGCUCGCAAUGUCCCUGGCUUCUUACCUACCAAUGAUUUAACUCAGCCUACGGGAUUCUUGGCUCAGCCUAUGAAGCAAGCCUGGGCUACAGAUGAUGUAGCACAAAUCUAUGAUAAAUGUAUGACAGAACUGGAGCAGCACCUGCAGUCCAUUCCACAUACCCUGGCCAUGAAUCCUCAAGCUCAAGCUUUGCGCAGCCUCUUGGAGGCUGUGGUAGUGGCUCGUAACUCACGUGAUGCUAUUGCUGCACUUGGACUGCUGCAGAAGGCUGUUGAGGGCUUACUGGAUGCCACGAGUGGGGCAGAUGCUGACCUCCUGCUUCGCUAUCGUGAGUGUCAUCUGCUUGUGCUGAAGGCUCUGCAGGAUGGCCGUGCAUAUGGAUCUCCAUGGUGUAACAAACAAAUUACUAGGUGCCUGAUCGAAUGCAGAGAUGAGUACAAGUACAAUGUGGAAGCAGUGGAGUUGCUAAUCCGCAAUCACCUUGUUAACAUGCAGCAGUAUGAUCUUCACUUGGCUCAGUCGAUGGAGAAUGGCUUGAACUACAUGGCAGUGGCAUUUGCCAUGCAGUUGGUAAAGAUCCUCUUGGUGGAUGAGAGAAGUGUUGCCCACGUAACAGAGGCAGAUCUGUUUCACACCAUUGAGACGCUCAUGAGGAUUAACGCUCACUCCAGAGGAAAUGCCCCAGAAGGAUUACCCCAGUUGAUGGAAGUGGUCCGAUCAAACUAUGAAGCCAUGAUUGACCGUGCUCAUGGAGGUCCCAAUUUCAUGAUGCAUUCUGGAAUAUCCCAAGCCUCUGAGUAUGAUGACCCACCAGGUCUGAGGGAGAAGGCGGAAUAUCUACUGAGGGAAUGGGUGAACCUCUACCAUUCAGCUGCAGCAGGCCGUGACAGUACCAAAGCUUUCUCUGCGUUUGUUGGACAGGUAGAGCUUUUGGAAAGAAAGAUGCACCAGCAAGGAAUCCUGAAAACGGAUGACCUGAUAACUCGAUUUUUUCGUCUUUGCACUGAAAUGUGUGUUGAAAUCAGCUAUCGUGCUCAGGCUGAGCAACAGCAUAACCCUGCUGCCAACCCCACAAUGAUUCGAGCCAAGUGCUACCACAAUCUGGAUGCCUUUGUGCGACUUAUUGCACUGCUAGUGAAGCACUCUGGGGAGGCAACCAACACAGUUACAAAAAUCAACCUCCUGAACAAGGUUCUCGGUAUUGUGGUGGGAGUUCUUCUGCAGGACCAUGAUGUCCGGCAGAGUGAAUUUCAGCAGCUUCCUUACCAUCGCAUUUUCAUCAUGUUGCUGUUAGAAUUAAAUGCUCCUGAGCAUGUGCUGGAGACCAUCAACUUCCAGACACUCACAGCCUUCUGUAACACAUUUCACAUCCUGAGGCCUACAAAAGCUCCAGGUUUUGUUUAUGCCUGGCUGGAACUGAUCUCCCAUCGGAUAUUUAUUGCAAGAAUGCUGGCACAUACACCACAGCAGAAGGGUUGGCCUAUGUAUGCCCAGUUACUGAUCGAUCUUUUCAAGUACUUGGCUCCUUUUCUUAGAAAUGUGGAACUCACCAAACCUAUGCAAAUUCUUUACAAGGGUACCCUGCGAGUGUUGCUGGUCCUGUUGCAUGAUUUCCCAGAAUUUCUGUGUGACUACCACUAUGGGUUCUGUGAUGUGAUCCCCCCUAACUGUAUUCAGCUAAGGAACCUUAUCCUGAGUGCCUUCCCACGGAACAUGAGGCUUCCAGACCCUUUCACCCCCAACCUGAAGGUGGACAUGCUGAGUGAGAUUAAUAUUGCUCCACGGAUACUUACCAAUUUCACUGGCGUGAUGCCACCUCAGUUCAAGAAAGACUUGGAUUCUUAUCUCAAAACCCGUUCUCCUGUCACUUUCUUGUCUGACUUGCGCAGCAACCUACAGGUAUCAAAUGAACCUGGCAACCGCUACAACAUCCAGCUGAUUAAUGCACUGGUGCUCUACGUAGGUACUCAAGCUAUUGCGCACAUUCACAACAAAGGCAGCACACCCUCCAUGAGCACUAUCACCCACUCAGCUCACAUGGACAUCUUCCAGAAUUUGGCUGUAGAUUUGGACACUGAAGGUCGGUACCUUUUCUUGAAUGCAAUUGCCAAUCAGCUGCGAUAUCCCAACAGUCACACCCAUUACUUCAGUUGCACCAUGCUUUACCUGUUUGCAGAGGCCAACACCGAGGCUAUCCAGGAGCAAAUCACUAGGGUUCUCUUGGAACGACUGAUUGUAAAUAGGCCUCAUCCCUGGGGUCUCCUUAUUACUUUCAUUGAGCUGAUAAAAAAUCCAGCAUUUAAGUUCUGGAACCAUGAGUUUGUUCACUGUGCUCCAGAGAUUGAGAAGUUGUUCCAGUCAGUUGCACAGUGCUGUAUGGGGCAGAAGCAGGCCCAGCAAGUAAUGGAAGGGACUGGUGCCAGUUAGAUGAGCUGCAUCUUGUAUUGUAAGCGUGCCAGCCUGGAGGUCCCCAUCCCAUCGACCGACAGAAGAAUCUGUAAGGCUCUUCCUGACCUUCCCAGCCCCCUGAUUGGGUACAUGCAACAGACCUUGGGUGAAAGUCUGUGUGGGCACGUUCCAAAGUUUCAAACAAAUUUUUGACUUUUGGCCAAAAUUCAGAAGAUGCUGUGAAUAUCAUUUUGAACUAGUGUAAAUACAAGGAACAGAAACGUUUGUCUGGACUUUUGGGUUUGUGCAAACUGUGUAAAGACAGGUGGGUAACUGGUGCCUGUCCAGCUUGUAAUAAAGGGGCAGCUGCUGAUGCCAAGCACUUGUCUGGGGCAGACCUCCUUGUCCUGACAUUCCCAGACUCCCAAAGAAUAUUGAAAAGCCAGUUAUAAUAUUAUGUAACUUAUUUUUUCUUUAUGUGGAUGGGGGACCUUUAAAUCACUAAGUUGUUUUACAAAAAAAAGUGGAUGUGUUUGGAAUACGGGAAUACUAUGGAAUAGGGAAGGGUGAGGGAGGGAUUAAGGUUCAGAGUUCCUUUUUUUCCCCCCCCACAUCAAAUCAUCAAAUGCUGACAGACAGCAAGGGGAGCGGCAGUCGGAAAACGCCUCCUUUCUGUUGGAGAAGAUACACCUCAGGCCCUUUGGGAGAGGGUCAGCUGUUUUUAGUAAAGAAACCAGAGACCAGGCCUAUAGCUUUUUUUUUUCCUUUUUUUUUUUUUUUCUUUUCCUGACACUUGUAAAUUUUGGAGGGGGGACUAAACCUAGACCUUCCCCCUGAUGGCCACACAGUAUAAGUUUGUUUAAAAAAAAAAAAAAAAAAAAGACCAAAGGACCAAUACAGCCCAUUUUGUAAGGAUUUUGAAUGUUUUGUAAAGUAUUGGUCCAUGUGUUGUAUUUUGUAGCCUUUCUAGUUCUUGGGCUUUAGUUCUCCCACUUCUUGUAUGUAUGCAUACUGUAGUUACACAUUAAAGUCAUGACAUGCA
Molecule: messenger RNA, 8733 nt
Organism: Dromaius novaehollandiae (emu)
Lineage: Eukaryota; Metazoa; Chordata; Aves; Casuariiformes; Dromaiidae
Gene: CNOT1
Product: CCR4-NOT transcription complex subunit 1
Exons: 49
Coding region: 579-7730 (2383 amino acids)
Biological process (GO): negative regulation of translation; nuclear-transcribed mRNA catabolic process, deadenylation-dependent decay
Cellular component (GO): P-body; CCR4-NOT core complex
Molecular function (GO): molecular adaptor activity
Source: RefSeq, a predicted model, not a curated record